Punica granatum (pomegranate) is the source of this 2269-nucleotide messenger RNA. The record is from RefSeq and is a predicted model, not a curated record. Lineage: Eukaryota; Viridiplantae; Streptophyta; Magnoliopsida; Myrtales; Lythraceae.
CAGUCCGGGGUGGUCGUUGGGGCUGCUUACACCUUCUAUAUCCUUCCCUUCCCUUCCCUUCCUCUCCUCUGAGAGAGUUCUGAAGAUUGGGAGGUUAGGUGAGUUACGAGAGAGAGAGAGAGAGAGAGACAGAGCCUGCCCGUUUCUUUCUUCUACCUUGCCCUUCUCUGUCCUCUUCUAUCUUCUUCCUCCUCUUCUUCUUCAUCUCAUCGUCUCUGACCGUAACUCGCGGAUCUUGCCUUACAGACAAAGGUAGCAUAUUUGACUAAAAGGGUUGACGGGAAACAAAGGUAGGAUCGACAGAGAGCUAUGUGAACUAUAGCUCUAUGUUGUUUAUGGCCGAUCUGAGCUUAUAAGCCUUCCCAGUUGACGGGUACUUUCCAAUUAAGGAUUUCUGGGCCGAUUGUCGAGUGAAAAUUGAUUCUUGAUUUGUUUCGAGAAUUCCCCAGUGGGUGCUUCUCUUUCAGAGGUUUGCAAAAGCAGAGGGCUCUGUUUAGUUGGUGUGUUGAGAAUUCAUCAGAGGCUGGAAAUUGUGAUUGAUUGAUUAUGUGUGUGCUAUGCUUGAUAUAUUUGUCAUUGGAAUUUCGGAUAAAAUGCGGAUGUUGUUUGAAUUUAAUCUCUGAUUUAUGUAAUUUGUUCGACUUAUUCUCGUCUAUUUGUCUCUGUUAAUUCUUAAUUUUCUAAAGACUAUCCUCAUUGCUUCAUAGAACUUUACGGUUCGAUUCUGUGGACCCUCUACCAUUUAGAUCCUGAAGCUUCAUUUUUGCCAGCCAUAAAUCAAUUCCGACUUUGCGAACUUGCUCAUCUUUUUUCGAAUUGAGUGAAAGAGAGACCAAAGGGUGGGAUGGGUUCUCUUGGGAAACUUGCCAAAAGGGCCUUGGAGACUGAGAUGCCUGUGAUGGUCCAGAUGCAAGAAUUGAUUCGAGGUGCCAAAAAUGCCAUGUCUUUAGCUCAGGGUGUGGUUCACUGGCAACCACCAAAGCAGGCACUGGACAAAGUGAAAGAGCUUGUCUGGGAACCUUCCGUUAGUCGGUAUGGCGCUGAUGAAGGCAUGCCUGAACUUCGAGCAGCCUUGAUGAAAAAGUUGCAAGAGGAAAAUAAGCUUUAUAAGUCUUCAGUAGUGGUCACUUCCGGGGCAAAUCAGGCAUUCGUGGAUAUUGUUCUUACAUUAUGCGAUGCUGGUGACAAGGUCGUAAUGUUUGCGCCAUACUACUUUAACGCAUACAUGUCCUUCCAGAUGACCGGUGUCACUGACAUAUUGGUGGGCCCUGGUGAUCCCGAGACCCUCUAUCCCGAUGCAGACUGGUUGGAGAAGACAUUAUUGGAAACUAAACCCACACCUAAGCUUGUCACGGUUGUGAAUCCCGGGAACCCGUCUGGGACCUACAUCCCUGAGCCUCUUCUUAAGAAGAUUUCCGAUGUCUGCAAAGAGGCUGGCUCAUGGCUCGUUGUUGAUAAUACAUACGAGUACUUUAUGUAUGACGGUCUAAAACACGCAUGUAUAGAGGGAGAUCACAUUGUCAACAUUUUUUCCUUCUCAAAGGCAUACGGAAUGAUGGGAUGGCGAGUUGGAUAUAUAGCGUAUCCAUCUGAAGUAGAAGGCUUCUAUGCGCAGCUCCUCAAGGUCCAAGACAACAUACCAAUUUGUGCCUCCAUCAUCUCCCAACAUCUCGCCCUCUACUCGCUCGAGGUGGGGCCUGAGUGGGUGAGGGAGCGCGUGGACUCACUUGUCAAGAACCGGGAGAUUGUCCUCGAGGCCCUGUCCCCGCUUGGAGAAAAUUCUGUCAAGGGAGGAGAGGGCGCAAUCUACUUGUGGGCCAAACUCCCCGACAAGUACGUCAAUGACUUUGAGGUCGUGCGCUGGCUCGCUAACAAACACGGGGUGGCUGUCAUUCCAGGAAGUGCAUGUGGGUGUCCUGGGAAUUUGAGGAUCUCAUUCGGAGGGUUAAUGGAGAGUGAUUGUCGGGCUGCGGCAGGGAGGCUCAAGGGAGGGCUGGAGGAGUUGGUCAAGGAAGGAAUGGUGCCAUGAGUUUGUAAUCAUUUCUUGUGACAGACCGCGCCAUAUUGGGCCGGGAAUACAUUUAUAUAUGGAGCCCAAAUGGGGCCCAAUUGAUGAGUUGAUGGGCUACAGGAAUCUUAACAUUGAUUUCAGUCAUUGUAUAUAUGUAAAGGAAAGAAAUUUGCAAUACUGAUCGUAAUGUUUAUGCAAAUCUCAAGAACAGUACUUAAAAGUUUUGUGCUGUGAUAUUUCACGUUUUUUAAUACCAUU